AUGGACUUGGCCUGGGGCCUUCCACAAGGGGAAGAGGAGGAGAAGCCCAUCAAAGAGACAGGAGUGCCAUUCCGGGAACCGGCUCCUGAGCGGCAUCCGCAGGCAAUCCCGGGCGCGUCCCUGCAGCGGGCCUGCCGCCUGCUAGUGGCCUCUUGCGCCCUCAACCUCGGCGCACGCUCGUCUUAUUACCUAAGCGGCCGCGACCUGAGCCGCCUGCCCUACCUGGUCGGCGGCCCCCGCCGCUGCAAGCCGGCUCGAACGGCGCCGCCGCCAUCGGGCAGCCCUCCGGGGAGCCGCGGCCGCGAGGGGCAGCGCCGCCGCCUCCGCCCGGCGACGCCACUGCCCAGUCGCGCCCGGGGUAGCGAUGCCAGCCCCGACGCGGCUUCUCUCCCCGGCCUCGCCAGCAACCGGACUUCGGCCCCGGCGUCCCCCAUCACAGCACGGUCGCUGCCCGCCUGCCCCGAGGAGUCCCCGCUGCUCGUCGGCCCCAUGCUGAUCGAGUUCAACAUACCCGUGGACCUGACGCUUCUGGCGAAACAGAACCCCGAGGUGAAGGUGGGUGGUCGCUACGCCCCCAAGGACUGCAUCUCUCCUCACAAGGUGGCCAUCAUUAUUCCAUUCCGCAACCGGCAGGAACACCUCAAGUACUGGCUGUAUUACUUGCACCCAAUCCUGCAGCGUCAGCAGUUGGACUACGGCAUCUAUGUUAUCAAUCAGGCUGGAGAGUCCACAUUCAAUCGCGCUAAGCUCCUCAACAUUGGCUUUCAAGAGGCCUUGAAGGACUAUGACUACAACUGCUUCGUGUUCAGCGACGUGGACCUCAUCCCAAUGGAUGACCGGAACACCUACAGGUGUUUUUCCCAACCACGGCACAUUUCUGUGGCAAUGGAUAAGUUUGGAUUUAGCUUACCUUAUGUUCAGUUUUUUGGAGGUGUGUCUGCUCUAAGUAAACAACAGUUUCUCACCAUCAAUGGAUUUCCUAAUAAUUAUUGGGGCUGGGGAGGUGAAGAUGACGACAUUUUUAACAGAUUAGUUUUUAAAGGUAUGUCUAUAUCUCGCCCAAACGCUGUGGUUGGGAAGUGCCGGAUGAUUCGCCACUCAAGAGACAAGAAAAAUGAACCCAAUCCCCAGAGGUUUGACCGAAUUGCACACACGAAGGAGACAAUGCUGUCUGAUGGUUUGAACACACUGACGUACAAGGUGUUGGACAUAGAGAGAAACCCAUUAUAUACCAAAAUCACAGUGGACGUCGGGACACCGAGCUAGCAUCUUGCGACCCUGAUAAAGACCUAAAAACGGCCAGGGACCCCUGCUGUGUCUCUGCCAACGUGCUGGGCUGGCCCUCAUUCUUA
Myotis lucifugus (little brown bat) is the source of this 1352-nucleotide messenger RNA. RefSeq names its product beta-1,4-galactosyltransferase 1 (gene B4GALT1). The transcript has 7 exons. NCBI's taxonomy places the organism in Eukaryota, Metazoa, Chordata, Mammalia, Chiroptera, Vespertilionidae. Gene Ontology annotation, molecular function: cytoskeletal protein binding; beta-N-acetylglucosaminylglycopeptide beta-1,4-galactosyltransferase activity. Gene Ontology annotation, biological process: carbohydrate metabolic process; protein N-linked glycosylation. The record is from RefSeq and is a predicted model, not a curated record. Bases 1 to 1266 code for a protein of 421 amino acids.